CGCUGAUUUUUUAGGUUGUUGUAAUGUUGUAGCGAAGAUUUUUGGCAUAGAAGUUAAUUUUUUCGACAUCUAAAAACUUCAAACGCAAGGCCCUGCUUGCUUUAGAGUUUGCGGAAAAACUAUAUUUAUUUGGUAUAUUUAUUUAGUAAUUUGAAGAAGUUUUCGUGAUUUAUCGGUCGCGGAUUUUUAAAUUGUUUCGACCAUCUGAUACGGAGAGGGAUGGAUGGAUGUAAGCCCCACUGAGAGUGCAGUGGAGGACCGUAACGCUUCUCCUUCAAAACAUCCAGCUCUGCACGAUACGAUUGCAGCGAAGCUCGAGAACCACAAACUCAACGGUGUUGAAAGUGGCACCACAGAUUCUGAGCACGAAAAUACGAAGCCAGCCAGCCAGUCCGUUGUCGAGGAGAAAAAGCUGCCGAUACAGAUCGUGAAACCCGAGCCAAGUCUAACCAUGUCAACAGCGAGAACUUCGGAUGACUCCAAAAUGCAGAAUGGAACGGGAUCGUAUGGAAAGAGCGAGCAGGUCCCCUCAAAGGGAAAGUAUGUCAAGCGCUUGGAAAAUACGAAAUACAUCAAGGAGACCACCGUCACGGAGCAGUAUUACGAUGAUGGAGUGCUGCGUUUUUCGCAUCCGCCCGACAUUCAGCGCGUGGAGACGUCCCCACCCAAUUUUUUCGUUAACAUCACCGAAUGCACGGAUGAAGCGUUCCGGGCGGGUGAGAUGCGCGCCAAGAAACGUUCUGCUGGGCGAAGCACCGCAACUCCUUCUGUGGAUAAGGAAGCGGAGCCAGAAAAAUUUCACGAUUCUGAUACCAACGAUGGUGAGAUCGUGAAGCGCAAGCGUCCCAGCAGGGCGACGACUCUGCUGAGUGAAGACGAGGAGGAUGAAAAGGUUGAAAAGCUUACCGAGAAAAGACGGAAAUCCAGCGAGCCAGUAGAGGAGAAAUAUACGAAAGGCACUUACGUAUUGGCUAAAUAUAAUGACAACAAUUAUUAUCCGGCCCAGAUUAUCGUGAAGGACGCUCAGCCAAGUCGAUGGCGCGUUAAAUUUACGGAUUCGAAAGAAGAAGAUCAAAUUCACGAGACCGAUUUGUUGAAACCGGGUGUUUGGCUGACUGUAAACCGUGCUAUUCUCAUCAAAGCUGGAAACGGUCUUGAAGGGGGAGAAUAUCAGGGCGCGACGAUCACACAACUGAUUAAAGAAGAGGGUAAAGCUCCCCGAUACAUUGUGAAAAUCCAGGACAGCAAGGAAACCAAAACAGUUAAUUUGGCUGAAGUGGCAAUUGAAGCGGAUGAAGUGCUUCGAGAAAAAUUUGGUAAUGGAACUGGCACUGAUAAAAAUGCAGUAUCUGCGGCGGAAUUCGAUGAAGGGACGGUUGUCUUUGGGCAAUGGAGUGAUGGAUGUUAUUACCCUGGAAAGAUCACGUCUUUUAAUAGCAAGAACAAACAAUAUGACGUCGAAUUUUUGGAUAACGAAACAGCAACCUUGUCUGCUGAUCAACUUGUCCUGGCUCAAGAUAUGGUUAAAGCGGAUCAUUCCGUUCAAGUCAAAAUUAAGACUGCGUACGAGAAGGGACAAAUUGUUUCCGUAACUGGUACCGGAGAUACUACACAGGCUAUGGUGCGAUUCAGUGCUACCAAACAAGAAGAUGUUCACAUUUCCGAGCUUGUUUUUGAUAAAAGCGAGGUCAAAAAGGUGCAGAAAGCUAAGGUCUCCAAGAAGGAUACUGACACCAGCUCCAACGAUACGUCUACCCCCCAACGGUCUAGACAGUCUACGCGCAUCAGUAGUACCACUUCCCCGCCCAAACCGAAGCCAGAAAAACUUGCUGCGUCCAAACCGGAAAAAGCUACCGCCACACCGAAGGCAAAACCGGAACCCAAAUCGGCUUCAAAAGCGAAACCAGCCUCUGCUAAAAAGUCAAAAGCGGUAGAAGAAAUAAAAAUCGAGGACGACGACGAAGAAGAUGAAGAUGAUCAGUCUAGGAAGUCCAUUGAGAGCGAUAAAGGCCAAACGUAUACGGUUGGGAAAACCACAUUCAAGCAUAAAGAGCAAGUGUUCGGAAAAUGGGAAGACGGACGCUGGUAUGCUGCAUGGGUAACGGGAGUUCGUCAGUCAAAACUGGAAGUUUCUUGGUGUGAAAACCAACAGCGGAACCAUUUGGUAAUGGAGGAUAUUAUUCGCGCUGCCGAUAUCCUUGAGGAAGGACUUCGUGUAAAUGUGAUCGUGGAGGGGAAGAAUUAUUACGAUGAGGUUGUGUUUGAGAAGUGGGUGGAUGAUGGACCACAUCUUGUGAAAAGCAAAAAGAAACAAGUGAUCGAGAAGAAGUUUGAGGAAAUGAUGAUCCAGAAUGAUGAAGUUGGACGCUGGAGGAAGAAGCGAGCCCAGAAAACUCCUACUACUUCUAAAGAAGAGUCGUCGACGGAGAAAACUGCAACGCCCAAAUCCUCAUCAAAGGCGACUCCAUCGGCCAAACAGACGAGUCCGAGGGUUUCUCAGGAUAAAUCAACAAAAAAACGUGCGCGAUCGACCUCUUCCGAAGACGAGAUAAAAUCGGCAAAAAGUUCAAAGAAGCCUGCCGCAAAGGCCUCUUCACCACUGGAGGAAUCUCCACCACGCGAUACGCAAGGACCGCCGUUGUCUCAGUGUUCGUUCAUUAUAACAAGUGGCGGAGAAAAGGAUCCGUCGUUCGAUCGUGACUAUAUUGUUUCGAAAGUUACGGAGUUGGGAGGGAAUGUUCUUAACGCGUUUGACGAUCUAGUGAACGUUGCUGGCAAACGUUAUUUGAUUUCUCCCAGCCCCUGUCGUACCGCCAAAUUUCUGCAGUGUUUGGCCGCUAAUUUCCCAUGCGUAUCCCAUAAAUGGAUUCUGGAUAUAGCCGAUAAGAAUAAGUUCGUUGAUUGUGGCAAGUAUCGACUAAAAACUGGAAAGUCAAGCACGGAUCAAAAACUGAUCGAUUGGACGCCGAGAAAAACAUUGUUGGACAAUAUGCGGAUUGCUUUAUAUGGAGGCGUGUCGUUCCGAUCGACGUGGGUUCCUGCGCUUAAACAGGCGAAAGCUACACCGACAGUGUUGGAGGAUCAGGAUACUGAUUCAAACAUGAAGCGGUUCGACGUGGUGAUUGUCGAAGAUCGCGCUCCCGCAGAAUUGAUCAGUGGUUGCAAGGAAGACAGUGUUCCUGUCACAACAGUGGAAUGGCUGAUUCAGACUCUGAUUCACGGAAAGAAAAUGGAAUUCGCUAGCUGGCCAUACCAGGAGGCCGCCCCUGACGGCUAAAUUAUCAGAGAAAAGUAUCAUUGCGUGGGCGAUCCGCAGUCCUUCACUUCGCUGAAUGUAUUUGUUUGAUUGUUUGCGAGUUGGGUGUAAUAAUAUGUACUAGAUAAGUAAUCGGUCUUGUAUAGGUUUAGGCGAUUUCAUGAUUCCUUUCCAGCUUUUUCAAUCUCAUUCAGGAUUUGAAUAUCACACGAAUUGUUUUUAUUCACGCGGGUUAUUUUUGCAGUACAACACACAAUUUUUUUGUUACAGAUUUUUUGAUGUUUUGUUUACAGUUGAAGCCGUGCUGAGAAAUUAGAUAUUCAAACAACAAUGCGAACAAGAA
This is a messenger RNA of Paramacrobiotus metropolitanus, 3599 nucleotides long. RefSeq lists its product as uncharacterized. Lineage: Eukaryota; Metazoa; Tardigrada; Eutardigrada; Parachela; Macrobiotidae. The coding region runs from base 224 to 3277 and encodes 1017 amino acids. Gene Ontology annotation, molecular function: histone binding. Gene Ontology annotation, cellular component: nucleus. The record is from RefSeq and is a predicted model, not a curated record. The transcript has 20 exons. Gene Ontology annotation, biological process: DNA damage checkpoint signaling; positive regulation of transcription by RNA polymerase II.